GGCGCUCGACACGUGUUGUUGCAAGAUACGCUCUUUUUGAACGUGAUGAUUUGCUUUCUUCCUCCGCAUUAAUUGCGAUGGGUAUAUAAGGGGAUAACCGUUUGUGGUUUCCUCUCACUUGGUCGAAAAUUCAAAAAAUUUGCCGUUUGAGAGAAAGUUGUCAUCUGUCUUCUCCGACGAUUUUUUCUGAAAUUCCGGUGAGGUUUCUAGUGUUUCUGUUCACCAUCUUCUGUUUCUUUGAUAUUUUUGAUGGCUGAACCAUCGAAUCCACACAAUGUGGAGGGUGAAAACCCUGAACAGCCGAUAGUGGCUGAGGAAGAAGACGAGGAUGAUGAUGUUGAUGUUCCCGGUGGUGGGUUACCGGUGUUGAAGUGGACAAAAGGUAGUUUUAAAACCCUGAUGGCCACUGUUCAGAUGGCCAAAGACUGGAAUGCUACUUACCCACAAGUGGGGGACACCGGUGCCGAUGCUCCGGCCGGUUAUAUAACCUUGUGGGCGGAUUUUUUCACCCACGGUAACCUUAGGUUGCCGGUGACGGUGUUUGUGGCGGAGGUAUUGGAGUAUUAUCACCUCCAUAUCUCCCAGCUUAGUCCUUUCGGAAUGUUCCGAAUUCGGAAUUUUGAGUACACAUUUCGUGCCCAUGGCCUGCCCAUUUCAGUGGAGAAUUUCCGGCGUUUCUACCAGUUGACGGUGAACACCGGUUUUUUCUCGUUCACUCAAAGGCAUGGGAGUCUGAAGUUGAUGACACCCCCUAAGGGUGUGACAGGCUGGAAGAAGAGGUUCUUCUACGUGAAAGCCUGUGCGGUCUAUGCUAACAUGUCUUUCAGGAACGUCGAUGUUGGAGUUUCCGAUGAAGAUAUUCCUGUUGCUUCCGCAAAGACCGCGGACUGGUUCUCUAGGCUGCGGCCUAUUGAACUCAAGAAGUUGGAUAAUGACCAACUAUGGAUAUUGCGGAUGAUGCUCUCUAGACCGGAUAGGAAGGAAAGGCCCGUGUUGCGGGAACAGGGUGGUGCGGAUGCGGUUGGCUUGUGGAGGAUGUUUGAGCCUGAUUUCAAGGGCCAGGUUGAACUGAUCGCGGUUGAGCUGAAGAAAGGUUUUAACCUUGAAAUUCUGAAGAACUUCCGCGUACCAUCAAAAGCGGUGCUGUAAGCCCCGGUUCCGGGAGACGCAAGAGGUGUCCUUGCGGAUUUGGGGAAGUUUGAGAAACGCGUCCCCAAAAAGACUGUGGAGAAGAAAACGGUAAAAAAGACCGUGCGGGGUCGUGGCAAGAGGAGUGUUGAAGGCUCAGCUGCCCCUUCUUCCGUUUUCGAAGCCGCAGGUAGUGGUGCGGCCGCGGGUGGAACUGCUGUGGUUCCCCCCGUUGUUGGAGAGAAAAGGGGGCCAGAGCAGAAAGCUGCUGGUGGUGGUGAACCGAAGAGGCGGAGACUGCAGACCAGGAGAGUUGCUCCGGUGCAGAAACCUGCAGUUGCUGCUGGUAAGUAUAUCCCUUUUCUUUGUUUUGUAUGUACCAUGGGUGGGAAAUACUCAUUGAAUACUCUUUGUAUUGCAGAAUCCCGAGAUGCGGGGUAUUCUUUUUUUGACAUUCCUGCGUCUCCUCC
Molecule: messenger RNA, 1598 nt
Organism: Helianthus annuus (common sunflower)
Lineage: Eukaryota; Viridiplantae; Streptophyta; Magnoliopsida; Asterales; Asteraceae
Exons: 4
Coding region: 250-1149 (299 amino acids)
Source: RefSeq, a predicted model, not a curated record